Messenger RNA from Adineta steineri, 414 nucleotides. Lineage: Eukaryota; Metazoa; Rotifera; Eurotatoria; Adinetida; Adinetidae. The record is from the annotation of a GenBank genome assembly.
AUGGCCACAUUGAGUAACGCACAAGUAUUAUCUACCACCAAGCCAACUUGUCCUCGUUGUCACCGUAACGAUAGAGCGUAUAAUGAUGGUGCUAUCGGUUCAGCUGCUGCUGCAGCUGCUAAAUUCUCUUAUCAUCGUUUUAAUCAUGGUGCUCUUCGCGAUCCUGAAAUUCGCAAUUCAGAUCGUUAUCUUGCUGCCUCUUGUGGUGGUUCUAAUGGUGGUUCUCGUGUUGUUCUCAAUGCUACUGAUUUUCUCGAUGCUUAUCUUGAUGCUGCUUCUGCUACCUAUUAUGGUUGUCGUCAGGAUCAUCAUGCUGGUGAUGGUUCUCUUGGCUAUAUUGGCAAAAAAACACGUUAUUGUUAUUUUAAGAUACCUAUUGAUUCAGCUAUAUACGUUUGUGAUUAUAAGCAUUAA